UUCUGACAUGUUUAGCGAGUGGAGUUCUGCUAAAAAGAUUAGACUCGGACAUUUUUAGGCAAGAUGGGGAAACUAAUCCGGAAAAAGAAACCGCACCGCUACUUAGCCCCUGGCCCCGGGCCUGCCUGUCUUUUUUAAGUCACUCUUGCAUAAGCUGCCGCUCGCGAGAAGGAGCCAAAAACUGUUCCACCCCUCUAAGGAGAGCGUGCCCUUACUCAAGAUGGCACCUAGAGAGCUUCAGGCCUGGUACGCUGCUGAUUGGAUGAAGGACAGAAGGCUUCCGGGAGUUUUCAAGCCGACCGUGUGGCAGCUGAGGGGAGUUUUGCACGUGGAUCGCCGUUCGGGUGGGCGAGAUGGAGACAGCCCCCAAGCCGGGCAAGGAUGUCCCACCCAAGAAAGACAAACUUCAGACCAAGAGAAAGAAACUGCGGCGAUACUGGGAGGAAGAGGCCGUUCCGACCACAGCCGGAGCCUCUCCAGGGCCUCCUCGUAACAAGAAGAAUCGGGAGCUCCGUCCUCAGAGACCAAAAAAUGCUCGCAUCUUAAAGAAGUCUCGGAUCUCUAAGAAGCCUCAGGUCCCGAAGAAACUCCGAGAAUGGAAGAACCCAGAGUCCCAGCGGAGCUUGUCCGGGGCCCAAGAUCCAUUCCCAGGCCCCGCCCCCGUCCCUGUGGAGGUGGUCCAGAAGUUCUGUCGCAUUGACAAAUCCCGAAAGCUACCACAUUCUAAAGCCAAAACUCGAAGCCGACUUGAGGUGGCUGAAGCUGAGGAAGAGGAAACGAGUAUCAAAGCUGCUCGUUCUGAGCUGCUGCUUGCUGAAGAACCUGGGUUUCUGGAAGGGGAGGAUGGGGAAGACACAGCAAAGAUAUGCCAGGCUGACAUUGUGGAGGCUGUGGACAUUGCAAGUGCAGCCAAGCACUUUGACUUGAAUCUGCGGCAGUUUGGACCCUACAGACUAAACUACUCUCGAACUGGAAGACACCUGGCUUUUGGAGGGCGCCGAGGUCAUGUGGCUGCCCUUGAUUGGGUAACAAAGAAGCUUAUGUGCGAGAUCAACGUCAUGGAGGCGGUGCAGGACAUCCGGUUUCUCCAUUCUGAGGCACUGCUUGCUGUUGCUCAGAACCGCUGGCUCCACAUCUAUGACAAUCAGGGCAUUGAGCUCCACUGUAUCCGCCGCUGUGACCGAGUAACACGGCUUGAGUUCCUGCCCUUCCACUUCCUCCUGGCUACAGCUUCAGAAACAGGCUUUCUAACCUACCUGGAUGUGUCAGUGGGGAAGAUUGUGGCAGCUCUGAAUGCUCGAGCUGGGCGGCUUAGUGUUAUGAGUCAGAACCCUUACAAUGCCGUCAUCCAUCUCGGACACAGCAAUGGUACUGUGUCUUUAUGGAGUCCAGCUAUGAAGGAGCCACUGGCAAAGAUCCUCUGUCAUCGUGGUGGCGUCCGGGCUGUGGCAGUAGAUUCUACAGGCACGUACAUGGCCACCUCUGGCCUAGACCACCAGCUGAAAAUCUUUGACUUGCGAGGGACGUACCAGCCUCUGAGCACUCGGACCCUGCCCCAUGGAGCAGGGCACCUGGCCUUCUCCCAGAGGGGACUGCUGGUGGCGGGAAUGGGUGACGUUGUCAACAUCUGGGCAGGGCAGGGCAAGGCCAGCCCACCCUCCCUUGAACAGCCCUACCUCACCCACCGGCUCUCAGGCCCUGUGCAUGGCCUUCAGUUCUGCCCCUUUGAAGAUGUGCUGGGGGUGGGGCACACUGGGGGCAUCACCAGCAUGCUGGUCCCUGGGGCCGGUGAGCCCAACUUCGAUGGCCUGGAGAGUAAUCCAUACAGAAGCCGGAAGCAGCGCCAGGAGUGGGAGGUGAAGGCCCUGCUAGAGAAGGUACCUGCAGAGCUUAUUUGUCUGGACCCACGAGCCCUGGCCGAGGUGGAUGUCAUCUCCCUGGAGCAGGGAAAGAAGGAGCAGAUAGAGAGGCUGGGCUAUGACCCGCAGGCUAAGGCUCCCUUCCAGCCAAAGCCAAAGCAGAAGGGCCGCAGCUCCACGGCAAGCCUGGUGAAGAGGAAGAGGAAGGUCAUGGAUGAGGAACACAGGGACAAGGUCCGGCAGAGCCUUCAGCAGCAGCAUCAUAAGGAAGCGAAGGAAGCGAAGGCCAAGCCCACGGGGGCCCGGCCAUCUGCCCUGGACAGAUUUGUGCGCUGAGCCAGACUCCAGGGUUGCCUGGGAACAGUCUCUCCCCAAGAUCACCUGUAGGGAAAUGAGUGUUCCCUGGAACAAGGAGGUGGGGGCAGUGUGGCCCCUUCCCCAACUGGGGGUGGACAGCUGUCUCUUGGGGUGGGUUGGUAUUAAAGAGGAAAGCGAUUUUUUGGA
Molecule: messenger RNA, 2363 nt
Organism: Pongo pygmaeus (Bornean orangutan)
Lineage: Eukaryota; Metazoa; Chordata; Mammalia; Primates; Hominidae
Gene: WDR46
Product: WD repeat domain 46
Exons: 15
Coding region: 354-2195 (613 amino acids)
Biological process (GO): maturation of SSU-rRNA from tricistronic rRNA transcript (SSU-rRNA, 5.8S rRNA, LSU-rRNA)
Cellular component (GO): nucleolus; 90S preribosome; small-subunit processome
Molecular function (GO): protein binding
Source: RefSeq, a predicted model, not a curated record